Blepharisma stoltei is the source of this 1347-nucleotide messenger RNA. Lineage: Eukaryota; Ciliophora; Heterotrichea; Heterotrichida; Blepharismidae. The record is from the annotation of a GenBank genome assembly.
AUGGUAAUUAUAAAGGCCUCAAUUGUCCUCGCUGUACUUUUUAGCCUCUCGUCAGGAAAAGCUUUUACUCCUUUUCAUGAUUGGAUAAUGACGAGCAGAUGAAUAAAUGCAAUUAAUAGCUAUGAAAUUGAUGACUCUCUAGGAAGUACUCGAAAACUGGCUACAUCUGACAGUUCUUCUUUAGUUACCACUUGUGGGCAAACAAAAGUUUCCCCAGAUAUCAUGGGAGAUUUUUCAGGCAGUUCAACAACUGAAAUAGCAGUAAGCGCUUGGUUAUAUCAAAUUACCCGUGAGGCUGAUUCAUACCCUUUUUCAUUUUAUCGUGAUGCAUCUAAUGCUGGUCACGAUUAUUCUGUUCAAUCAGGAUCAGGAAUCUUCAUUGCGUUUUUUGAUGACCAGAGCGUUAGAAAUAGUUUUAAUGAUAUGGUGAUUUAUGAUGCAUUAGGUAAAUUUUAUUUAGGCGAAUGGAUGUUCUUCACAUUUUAUUGGGUUGACGUUUCAGGGACUAUAACGUGAAAAAUUUACUCGCAAAAUGAUAAUAAGGAAGCUACAGGCACAAAUCCUGCAUAUGUAUGGCCUAACCUAUUAGAUGUGGGGUAUAAAAUGAAUGGCUACUUUUAUGAGAUUAUUGUUCAUAGUGGAGCAUCAUCAGUUUCCAGAUAUGGAACUUAUGUAAUCACUUUACUUGAUGACCAAGGAGGUAGCUAUGUUCCGAUAGCAGGAGGCACUGGCUCGCCACCUUGUACGCAAAGAUCCCAUCCUAAAUAUGGGUGCUUGCCAAUAACAUCAGCCUGCCUAUGCCCAGCUUUUUGCUCUAACUGCGAUUCAGCCGGUGUUUGUCAAGGAUGCACACAAACACACAGAACUCUGAGCACGGAAUGCCGUAAUUUUAAUUUAGAAUGCUUCGAAAACUGCGUUUCAUGUGAUUCCAACUAUAUUUGUAAUCAUUGUGAUGCAAAUUAUUUUCGGAAAAUUGAUAACGACUAUAAUAUUCGCUGUUUCUGUAAGAUUUAUGUAGCUUGCACGACUUCUUGUCAGGAUUGUGAUGGUGGAGAAUGCUAUUUAUGCGCUGAUUUAAUAGUUCAAGAUUCAGGAUCUUGCAGAGAGGAAUCAGUGGGCUUCCAAAUAAGUUUUAGCUAUCCAAACAUUAUUGUUGAUUUUGCCGUUCCUCUUCAAAAUGUUCUCACCAUAGACAAUCUCACUGCAAAAGAUAAAAAUAGCAAUACAAUAGAUGCAUCGAAUUGGCAAAUUGAUCCAUCUUCAACACUUUCUAGGGCUGUUAUUGAGACUGACAAUAUAAACGAAAGCAGCCUUCCAUUUUAUGUGAACCUCUCAUUCAAUUCCUAG